AUGAAGCUGUCCUCGGCCUUUCUCGUCGUGUCCGCCGCUGCGGUCGUCCUUGGUGUGCCCGUGCCUGUUCCUCCGGGUAUCCCAAGUGCGUCGACAGCCAGGACUCUUCUUGCUGGCCUCAAGGUUGCCACGCCCCUGAGCGGCGAUGGCUUCUCUCGCACCCUGUUCCCUACCUGGGAGACUAUUCAGGGGACCUGCAAUGCUCGCGAGUUUGUGCUCAAGCGAGACGGGACAGACGUCCAGACCAGCAGCGCGUGCGUGGCCGAGUCCGGCAACUGGACAUCUCCGUAUGACGGCGUGUCCUUCACCGCCGCGUCGGAUCUCGAUAUCGACCACAUGGUUCCACUGAAGAAUGCCUGGAUUUCUGGCGCCUCGCAGUGGACCGCGGACAAGCGCAAAGCCCUCGCCAACGACGUCACCCGUCCUCAGCUCUGGGCCGUCUCAGCCCACGCCAACCGUGCCAAGGGCGACAGCAGCCCAGACGAAUGGAAGCCUCCUCUGCAGACGUUCUGGUGCACCUACGCCGAGAGCUGGGUGCAGGUCAAGAGCUACUAUGAUCUGAGUGUCACCGAUGCCGAGAAGGGCGCUCUGUCCGGCAUGCUGGAUGCCUGCUAG
Messenger RNA from Metarhizium album ARSEF 1941, 615 nucleotides. RefSeq lists its product as uncharacterized. The transcript has 4 exons. Lineage: Eukaryota; Fungi; Ascomycota; Sordariomycetes; Hypocreales; Clavicipitaceae. The record is from RefSeq and is a predicted model, not a curated record. The coding region runs from base 1 to 615 and encodes 204 amino acids.